This is a messenger RNA of Neocloeon triangulifer, 5158 nucleotides long. It is a transcript of the gene GluProRS, whose product is annotated as bifunctional glutamate/proline--tRNA ligase. The coding region runs from base 108 to 5027 and encodes 1639 amino acids. Gene Ontology annotation, cellular component: cytoplasm; aminoacyl-tRNA synthetase multienzyme complex. The record is from RefSeq and is a predicted model, not a curated record. Gene Ontology annotation, molecular function: ATP binding; proline-tRNA ligase activity; glutamate-tRNA ligase activity. NCBI's taxonomy places the organism in Eukaryota, Metazoa, Arthropoda, Insecta, Ephemeroptera, Baetidae. Gene Ontology annotation, biological process: glutamyl-tRNA aminoacylation; translation; prolyl-tRNA aminoacylation. The transcript is spliced from 22 exons.
CUAUUUUACUUUAAAUUUCCUCCCACGACACACGGCACACGCCCCUUUAUUGACAGCAACACGAGGAAUUCGCACGACAAACGAAAUCUGAGAGAUUUUUAUUGAAAAUGCCAGCUAAAACGCUGAUAUUGAAAGCGAACUCGUCAGAUCCGCCACUUGGUGGAAUUCUGACUGCGAGUUUCGUGAAAAACACCCUUGAGGUCCAAGUGGAAUGGGGUGGAGAGACAAGCUUCCAGCUUCCGGACGGUUUUGUCUUGGACACAAGUGCCACCAUCAGCAGGUACUUGGCCAGAAUCACCCCUGGGUGCAACCUGUACGGCAACAGCCCCAUUGAAAGAUCGGAGGUCGAUCACUGGUUGACUUUCAGUCAGGACCUGACGUUUGGAGACUACGACAGUGCCCUGAAGGAUCUCAAUGACACUUUAGCUCUAAGCACCUACCUUGUUGGAUAUGCCAUCACAAUUGCUGACCUUUGCGUCUGGGGCUCUCUUUACUACAACCGAAGCUUUGAUGAGACCAAAGCUCCUCAGAACGUAGCUCGAUGGUACCAACUGGUCAAAUCUUUGAAGGAGCUGAAAGACGUUCUCUCCACUCUGCCAGAUAAGGGUCGAGUGUCGAGGGCUGGUUCGGAGAAACCGGUUGGCAGGAAAGAGGAGGGCAAAUUCGUUGACCUUCCUGGUGCUGAAAUGGGCAAGGUGGUUGUUCGUUUCCCACCAGAGGCUAGUGGGUAUCUGCACAUUGGUCAUGCCAAGGCUGCUCUGUUGAAUCAGUACUACCAAGAGGCGUUUAAGGGAAAGCUCAUUAUGCGUUUUGAUGAUACCAAUCCUGCUAAGGAAAAAGUUGAUUUUGAGAAGGUGAUUCUGGAGGACCUGGAGUUGCUCCAAGUCAAGCCUGACGAAUUCACGCACACCUCGAGCUACUUUGAUUUGAUGUUGGAGUUGUGCGAGAAAAUGAUGGCCGAGGGAAAGGCGUAUGUUGAUGACACUGAUCCGGAAACCAUGAAAUCGGAGCGAGAGCAGCGCGUUGCAUCAAAAAAUCGAACCAACAGCACGGAGCAGAAUUUCAAAAUGUGGGAAGAGAUGAAAAAAGGCUCCGAGCUUGGCCAGAAAUGUUGUGUUCGAGCCAAGAUUGACAUGCAGUCGGCCAAUGGGUGCAUGAGAGACCCUACCAUUUAUCGCUGCAAGAAUGAGCCCCAUCCACGUACAGGCACAAAAUACAAAGUCUAUCCUACCUAUGACUUUGCCUGUCCAAUUGUGGACAGCAUUGAGGGUGUUACUCAUGCCCUCCGAACUCUGGAGUAUCAUGAUCGGGAUGAUCAGUUUUACUGGUUCAUCGAUGCCCUUGGAUUGAGAAAGCCGUACAUUUGGGAGUACAGCAGGCUCAACAUGACCAACACCGUUUUGUCUAAGCGCAAACUCACCUGGUUUGUCGAGGAAGGCUAUGUAGAUGGCUGGGAUGAUCCACGAUUUCCAACUGUCAGAGGAGUUCUUCGCAGAGGAAUGACCGUGGAGGGUCUUAAGCAGUUUAUUAUUAGCCAAGGCUCGUCUCGCGCCGUCACCAUGAUGGAGUGGGAUAAAAUCUGGGCUUUUAACAAGAAAGUCAUCGAUCCUAUUGCUCCUCGGUUCACUGCUUUAGAGCAAUCUGACCCAGUCAUUGUCAAUGUGAAGAAUGUCAAGGAGGAGGCUUUGACUGUGGCCAAGCAUCCAAAAGACCCAGCUGUGGGGACAAAAACUGUGUGGGUCGGACCCAAAAUUUUGAUUGACAGGGCGGAUGCUGACAUCUUGAAGGAGGGUGAAAAUACCACAUUCAUUAACUGGGGAAACAUCCUCAUUAAGAAAAUUAAUAGAGCAAAUGGAAAAAUCACCUCAAUAGACGCGGAGCCCAACCUUGACAACAAGGACUACAAAAAGACCCUUAAAAUUACCUGGCUUGCAGACACUGCCAAGGGAAAAACCAUCCCAUGUGCUUGCGUCUACUUUGAUCAUAUUAUUAGCAAAGCCGUUUUAGGAAAGGACGAGGACUUUAAAAAUUAUAUUGGACAUGAGACAAGAACUGAUGUGAUGAUGCUGGGAGACCCUGAGUUGGUUAACGUCAAGAAGGGAGACAUCAUCCAGCUCCAGAGAAGAGGCUUCUUUGUGUGUGACAGGCCAUAUGAGCCUACAAGCAUUUAUUCUGCAAAAGACAGUCCCAUUGUGCUGUUUUCCAUUCCCGACGGCCACACUAAAGCCAUGCCCACUGCUGGACCACCCAAGAAACCUCAGGAAAUCAGUGAGAAAGAGAAGCUGCAAUCGGCAAAGGGCAAAUCAGCUGAAAAGUCACCUCAAGAAGAGCAGAAACCUACCCCAGGUGGUGGCAACGAGGCCUCAAGACUUGAUGCUGCUAUAAAACAGCAAGGAGAUCGAGUCCGACAAAUUAAGUCAGAGAAGGCUUCAAAGGAAGUAGUGGGAGAGGAGGUUAAAAAGCUUCUUGAUCUUAAGGUCCAAUUCAAGGCAGCUACAGGCCUUGAUUGGAAGCCUGACAUCAAACUUCCGUCAGCCGAUCCUUCUCCAGCUGGUGGUGCAAGUGCUGCAGACAUCAACACCAAAAUCACUGAACAGGGAGAGAAAGUCCGAAAGCUCAAGGGAGAAAAAGCACCGAAGGAUCAGGUUGACGCAGCGGUGAAAGUCCUUCUGGCUCUGAAAGCAGAGUACAAGGCUGCCACCGGCUCGGAUUGGAAACCAGGCGCAAGUCCUGCAGCUCCAGCCGCUACUCCAGCACCUCCCCCAGCUAAGCAGGAAACAAGGUCUGGAGCAAGUGCAGCAGACAUCAACGCUCAAAUCAUUGAGCAAGGCAACAAGGUCCGAGACCUGAAAAGUCAAAAGGCAGCAAAGGACGUCAUCGACUCGGCAGUAAAGACACUUUUGGAGUUGAAGAGCAACUUCAAGAACGUUGCUGGUACCGACUGGAAACCAGGAGUGCAAGUUCCAGCAGCUGCUGCUCCUCCUGCUCAAGCCGCACCAGACAACAAGUCGGUGGAUUCUAUUCUAGCAGACAUUGCAGCACAAGGUGACAAGAUCCGCCAGCUGAAAUCAGACAAAGCUGCCAAGAACGUCAUCGACGAAGAAGUCAAAACUUUGCUUGGGCUCAAAGCGAAGUACAAAGAGGCUACAGGCCAGGACUGGAAGCCAGGAGCAGCCCCACCAAAAGCUGAACCCAAAGCUAAAGCACCAGAGGUACCUACGAUGGCAGACAGCGGAACUGGUUUGGCUGAACAGAUCACCAAACAAGGGGACAGAGUCAGGGAGCUCAAAUCCAAGUCUGUUCCAAAGGACGAAGUAGAAAAAGAGGUUAAAGCGCUGCUCGACCUGAAAGCUCAGUACAAGGCAGCAACUGGGCAAGACUUCCAGCCUGCUAAUGCUCCAAGGCAAGGGGGCAAGAGCAAAGAAAACAAGCCAAAGCAGGCACCCAAGAAGCAGGCUCCUAAAGAGAAACCGGCCGAGGCUGAUGAUGGCCAAGGUGGCUUGAAAAAGCAAACAAGACUUGGACUGGAGGCUAAGAAGGAGGAAAAUCUCUCAGACUGGUACUCGCAAGUAAUCACGAAGGGAGAGAUGAUCGAAUACUACGACGUCAGUGGCUGCUACAUUCUUCGUCCUUGGUCAUAUGCCGUCUGGGAGGCCGUGCAAAGAUGGUUUGAUGCAGAAAUCAAGAAGAUGGGUGUGCAAAACAGCUACUUCCCGAUUUUUGUUUCUCGAAGUGUACUUGAGAAAGAAAAGACCCACAUUGCCGAUUUUGCCCCAGAGGUUGCAUGGGUUACCAAAUCUGGUGAUACUGAUCUGGCGGAGCCGAUUGCUGUGAGACCGACUAGUGAGACUGUCAUGUACCCUGCUUACGCCAAAUGGGUGCAGUCCUACCGCGACUUACCGAUCAAGCUGAAUCAGUGGAACAAUGUUGUGAGGUGGGAGUUCAAGCACCCUCAACCAUUCCUCCGAACCCGUGAGUUCUUGUGGCAAGAAGGACACACAGCUCAUGCUUACCAGAAAGAAGCCACCGAGGAAGUUUACCAAAUUCUCAAUCUCUACGCUGAGGUUUACCAAGGUCUUAUGGCCAUUCCUGUUGUUAAGGGAAGGAAAACAGAAAAGGAAAAGUUUGCUGGCGGGGACUUCACCACUACUGUCGAAGCUUUUGUUUCGGCCAGUGGCAGAGGUAUCCAGGGAGGAACAUCUCACCAUCUUGGGCAGAACUUCUCAAAAAUGUUUGACAUUGUCUUUGAGGACCCAGAAACACAGGAGAAGAAAUUUGUGUACCAGAACUCUUGGGGCAUCACAACCAGAACUAUCGGUGUCAUGGUCAUGGUCCAUGCUGAUAAUCAAGGUCUUGUCCUUCCACCCAGAGUGGCUUGUGUCCAGAUCGUCAUUGUACCCUGUGGAAUCACGGCUAAUAUGAAGGACGAAAACCGCAAAACUUUGAUUGACUCCUGUCAGCAGCUGGAAAAGAGUCUGGUUGAAACUGAGGUGAAGGUCAAAGGUGACUAUCGGGACAACUACUCUCCAGGCUGGAAGUUCAACCACUGGGAGCUGAAGGGAGUUCCCAUUCGCGUUGAGCUUGGGCCAAAAGACCUAAAGCAAGGCCAACUGGUGGCUGUUCGGAGGGACACUGGAGAGAAGAUAACCAUCCAAAGGGCUACUGCUGUUGAGGAUUUGAAGAAGUUGCUGGACACCAUUCAUCAGAGCAUGCUCGACAAGGCCACAAAGGACUUGAAGGACCACACAAAGUUAUGCAAGGACUGGGACGAUUUCUGCAAACAACUUGAGGGAAAGAACAUCAUGCUGUCUCCGUUCUGCGGGGAAAUUCCCUGCGAGGAGGUGAUUAAGAAGGACAGUGCCAGGGAGGAGGGCGAAGGCGCCGAACCUGGAGCACCAGCUAUGGGUGCUAAAGGUCUCUGCAUUCCUUUCGAUCAGCCUGCUGAGAUCACUCCAGCUGACAAAUGCAUCUACCCAUCUUGUAAAAAUAAGCCCAAGUACUACACCCUGUUUGGAAGGAGUUAUUAAUGUUGAUCACAAAGCGUAAAAAUUAAAAAUAAUCAUCUUUAGUUUUAUGUUUUGUACUUGGGUUGAAACAAUAGACAAAUAUUAAAAUUCUAAAAGGAGAAAACAUGUUUUACUUUGCAAUUAAUUUUGCU